GCGCUUAUCGAUUUCAGCGUCUGCAGCUUGUUGAUUUUACUGUUUUGUUGUUUUCGUUUGCUCUGUGUCGUCAGCUGAUGUGUGAAAAUGGUUGAGCAGAGUGCCAAAGAUUAUGCGAGAAUCAUACAAACUGCCGAUUUGGAUAGAGAAGUUAACCCACUGUGCAACAACAUCGAAGACAUGCUCGCCCGACUAGACGAGUUCGAAACUGUUUUGGCUUCGGUGCGAGCGGAAUCCAACAGCAUUAUGGCCAAUCAUGUGAGUAGCAUUCUUAACUUCAGCGAUAACUUUGGCGAGCUGCGCAAUCGCAUCGACAAAUUGGAACGAUUUGUGGCCAAAGUUAACGAGAAUCUCAACGAAGUCGAGAGCUCAGUUGAUGUUGCUGAGCGGGAGCUCAAUGUCACCGAAUACAGUCUAAAGGGUCUGCUGCUCAAGCCACUGAAAGCCAAAUUAUCCGCUGCAGAUACGCUGGGAGCACAGCCAUCCAGUAAUCUGAUUGAUGGCGAAUUUCAAGCGGUUCCCAUCUAUAAGUCUGACGAAUACUUUGGCACAGCCGAUGCCAGCGUCAGCACAUCAUCUUCAUAAGUGAUUUCAAAGCCAAUAUAUGUAUGUUUAUUACGUACUUUUAGUGUAAGUGUGCAAUUAGAAAAAAAUGCUCUUCUAUCAAAUUCA
Drosophila albomicans is the source of this 672-nucleotide messenger RNA. It is a transcript of the gene Blos4, whose product is annotated as biogenesis of lysosome-related organelles complex 1 subunit 4. The coding region runs from base 88 to 585 and encodes 165 amino acids. Gene Ontology annotation, cellular component: BLOC-1 complex. NCBI's taxonomy places the organism in Eukaryota, Metazoa, Arthropoda, Insecta, Diptera, Drosophilidae. The transcript is spliced from 3 exons. The record is from RefSeq and is a predicted model, not a curated record.